AAAAGACACGCUCUGCCCUGUUCGGCCCGUUCGCCCAGCUCCGAGUCCCCGUCCGACAGUCCCUCCGCCGCCGGAGCUCCUCCGCCACCCCCGCCGUUAUCGCCGGUCCCCUGCCGCCCUCUUCCCCGCACGAGCCCGCCCUACCUCUCUGCACUCUCCUCCUCGCGGCCCCGUCCAUCCUUCUCCUAGGCUCCCCAAUCCUGAUUCCUGAAUCCUGUAAAGAGCGGAGAGGGGAGAGCACCGAACCCGUCACUCCCGUCUUCCCCGCCGCGGCGGCGCGCCGUCACCGCUUCUCCCAGCAACCUUCACCCACACUCCUCCCCAGACCUCCACAACCCUAUCCUUCAUCGUAUUCUCCACAAAUCCUCCCAAUCGAAGCUGCUUAUUGCCGUCACACCGCCGCCAUUGUUUGUAUCCAUCCUCCCCUAGCAUGGUGGCUCUACGGUGCAGUGGAGGCGCCGCCGCACACAUGGCGGCGCAUAGAAUAAAGGCCCCUCGGAACGGAGAUGGCCGCAGCGCCAUUCUUCCCAUGCGUGCCGGGAUCAGGGAGCUUCCGCUGAGGGCUUCCUUGUCACCGCCCUCGGUGUCUCCACGGACAGUGCGCUGCUCCGCUUUUCGUCGGCGUCGCACGGGGGGACAUUGCUUCCAGAAUAGGGGAAUGACUGAGGGAUGGGAGGCGCUGAAGGCGGCGACGGCCGACAUGUUCAGGCCCCUGCUCGUCAACAUUUCUGACAUGCGCUCUCUCAACACAGUUUACGACCUUGAAGACUACCAGAUUGGCAUGCUCUUUGGUGUUUUUGCUGGACUCGUUGGUGUUUACCAACUGUGGAGGGCAGCCCCUCCCAUCUUUGUUGAUGCUGCUCUUGGCUACAUCAUAUAUAAGCUCAGUGUCGUAUCAUCAGAACUGCAUCGGCUGCGCAAAUCCAACAGUUUAAUUAACCGGCUGAAAUUCGGGUUCUUGCUUUUCAUGGCCCUUAAGGAUUUCAAGAAUAAAUAUGUACUUCUUGAUAUUAUCAGUGAGUUUCAAUUUGAAGUGAAAGAACUACAUGGAUAAGGUUGCAAUCAUAAAAAGGAAACCAUGCUUAGAAGCAAACUGAAAAGGAUACAUUAUUAUUACCAUGUGUGGUGCAUAUUCGAUCGGGAACACAAAGCACAUGUUGAUACAUUUCUAUUAAGAAUAAACACAAUGCGUUUUCUUCUGGUCCACAUCAUUCUGGUGGAGCUCACUGCAUGAUUGCUGCCCGUGAGGAAGUAGUAAAGAGCCUUUGCAAAUUGUUGCAUGUGACCAAUGGCCAUGGGUGGCUUGCGCCGGUAUAGGUGAUGAUUGGAUCUUCUGUACAUGUACGCUUAUGUACACGUAUAGCAAAAAAAUUACCAUCGAAGAAAUUGUCUCAUAUGUUUGAGUCUGCCUUGUAAACUCAUUUUGUCGGACGGUUAAUUACCUGCUUGCGGGCCAUGUUGAACUGACAUUUCUUGA
Aegilops tauschii subsp. strangulata is the source of this 1477-nucleotide messenger RNA. RefSeq lists its product as uncharacterized. The record is from RefSeq and is a predicted model, not a curated record. NCBI's taxonomy places the organism in Eukaryota, Viridiplantae, Streptophyta, Magnoliopsida, Poales, Poaceae.